Perca flavescens (yellow perch) is the source of this 1558-nucleotide messenger RNA. It is a transcript of the gene popdc1, whose product is annotated as popeye domain cAMP effector 1. Lineage: Eukaryota; Metazoa; Chordata; Actinopteri; Perciformes; Percidae. Bases 132 to 1208 code for a protein of 358 amino acids. Gene Ontology annotation, cellular component: sarcolemma. The transcript is spliced from 8 exons. Gene Ontology annotation, molecular function: cAMP binding. Gene Ontology annotation, biological process: regulation of membrane potential; heart development; striated muscle cell differentiation. The record is from RefSeq and is a predicted model, not a curated record.
CCCCACCCCCCAUCUGAGGGUCCAGCCUACAGUCACCAGCAGUGUCUCAAGUCUUUCACACAACCCAUUCCUCCUUCUUUGCUGUACCACCGGCUGCUGCUGAAUCGUUUUCAAGGUGACCGUGCUGCAGGAUGUCUUCUACCCCAGAGCUGCACCCGCUCCUCUUCACCACGCUGCCCUCCUUCCCCUCGGCCGCUCCAGGAGUCCCGACGGCGGAGGUCAAUGCCACCUCGUGCCAGGAGUGGGAGCAGACCCACCACCUCCUCUUCCAUCUGGGGAGCCUGUCCCUGCUGCUGGGUCUGGUCAUCCCUACCACCCUGGGCCUGCACAUGAUCCUGCUGCGCCUCCUCCUGAUGACAGGAUGUGGUUUCUUCAUUGUGUGGGCGACUCUGUACAGGUGCAACCUGGAUGUGAUGGUUUGGAACGUGGUGUUUCUGGUGGUCAACUUCAUGCACUUGUUCUUCCUGCUUUACAAGCGCAGGCCGAUUAAGAUCGACAGGGAGCUGCGGUCCGUCUACAAGCGGAUGUUUGAGCCCCUCCAUGUGCGGGAGGCUGUGUUUCAGAGGCUAACGGGACAGUUCUGCACCAUCCAGACACUGAAGAAAGGCCAGGCCUACGCUGCCGAGGACAAGACGUCUGUGGACGAACGCCUCAGCAUUCUCCUCAAAGGAAAGAUGAAGGUAUCAUACCGAGGCCAUUUCCUCCACAACAUCUAUACCAAUUCAUUUAUUGACUCUCCAGAGUUCAGGUCCACUGAGAUGCACAGAGGAGAGAAGUUUCAGGUGACCAUCGUGGCAGAGGAGAACUGUAAGUUCCUGUGUUGGUCUCGAGAGAGGCUCACCUACUUCCUGGAAUCAGAUACUUUCCUCAAUGAGGUGUUCCGGUACCUCAUUGGCAAAGACAUCACCAACAAACUGUACUCUCUGAAUGACCCCACACUCAGUGACAAGGCAGUGAAGAAGAUGGAACGUCAGCCCAGCCUGUGCUCUCAACUGUCGAUGACGCAGAUGAGGAACAGCAUGGCGAGCACCAGCGACACUGACGAUGUCCUAAACCAGAUCCUACGAGGAGGAUCGGCUGGAUCAUCGCUCCAAUCCCCUGGCACUAAAACCUCCUCAAAGAUGAAGCCCAUAGAAGAAGGCAUGGAGGAUGACGUUUUUGAAGAACCUGUGCCCUCCAAGUCUCGCCGUUCCACUAAGGAAGUGUAGCCAGCAUGCAUGGGAAGAGAAUAGAUUAUAUAAUACUUCAUUCAUCCCACAAUGGGGAAAUUCACUUGUUAUAGCAGCAGUUUUUCCACAAGAUCAAAUGCAUAUUAUGCAAUUUGUUUAGCAACCUAACGCCCAGAGCCUGAUUGACACACCGGCAUGGCCGACGUUAUCAGCCGUGCCGUUUUCCUAGGUAAAUAAUGUCUGUCUAUAUGCUGCCACUGUCAUUUAGAAACAGUGUCUCCAUUACAUAGUUUGUCCACCAGAGAGCACUGACAAGUUUAUUUUUACACUGUAAAAUGUUACAUACUAUCUUGGUCACAAUUCUUUAAAAAAAAUGAUAAAAAAGGAAA